CUAUCUCAUCCUCUGUGUGUGAAAUGGAGAGAGAUCUUCCAAUGAGGUUCUGCAAUGGUGACUGUUCCGGUGAGUUCUUGCCGUCGCUCGUUGACCAGACGAGCGAUGGUUCGGGUCUCGACGCAAUGUUUUCCGGUAUUAGUCUUCAGGGUUUGUUGACCCUUAGCACUACUCCUGAGAAGGCUCUCUUGCCUUUUCCUGAAUAUUCUGCGAUCGGAACUUCUCAAAUCGGGUUUCCUGCGCCUCUCGGGUUCGCUGCCGAUGAUUCUCUUUCGUAUUUUCAGGCGCAGCAGCUCGAGCAAACCUUGGUUGCGGGAGAAGAUCAUCAACGGCCAGGUCCAGGAGCCAUCGAUUGUGAUCGCAAAAAGAUGAAAAUGCCGAAAGAAGAACCGAUGAACAAAGACGACGUUGUGGAUGAAUCGAGACAGCCAUUCAACUUCAUAUUUAAUGGCUCGGAUUUGAUGUCGUCGAAGCUGAUAAGCAAUUCGAGCAGUUUUCAUCAUCUGCCGAGUCUUCACUCCCUCGACGAACUCGCGAGCACUGAGAGGGACGACCGAGUUGCCGACAAUUUCUGGCUAGCCGAGUCGUCGAACAAGCGCGUCCGAACCUAUUCACCAUCACAGUCCGAUGCGUACACGCUCGACGCGAUUGUGCGAGGCUUCAGGCUAACAAACUGUUUAAGCCCGUACAAUUCAGGAGACGCUCCGGCGCCGGCUCCGGCUCCUGCUCGGCCGGCUGUGAUUCCUCACAGCAGGUUGGCGAGGCAGAGGCGGCAGAGGAUCGGCGACAAGACGCGAUGCUUGCAGAAGCUGUUGCCGUGGGACAAGAAGAUGGACACGGCGACAAUGUUCGAAGAGGUCUACAAGUACAUCAAGUUCCUGGAGGCGCAGAUGCGGGUGCUUCAGUCCAUGCCCUGCGAGUGCGAUAAAUCGAGUUUUGCUCUUCAAAACCCUCGCAACAAUGACGCCGUUGCUCAUGCGGGUUUCGGAGGACUGGGACGACUUAACCGGCAGCAACUUCUUCAGGUGUUGGUGAACUCGCCGGUGGCUCAGACGACGAUGUACUCUCACGGGAGCUGUGUUUUUUCCGUCGAACAGUUGGCUAUGCUGAAGGAGAUGAGACGGGUUUAUGCGCAGCGCGCGUUGUUCGAUCCUUCGAAGCUGUGACGAAUGAUGACAUAUGAAGGAUCUCGAAUCUCAAUCGCCAUGGCGUCUUCAUGGUCAUCUGUUUUUUCCGUUUUUGGAUUAGGUAAGUUGAAUAUAGUGUACUGUCGCGUGUUACGAACGUUGCCGUUAUAUGCAUAACGUAAGCUGGGUUUUGGCGAGCUCUAUCAAAUCCCCGUCUUCUGCCAUGAUCGAGUUCAUGAAUUUCUGGAUUCAUGCAAGUUUGUCCAACAUUUUUAAAAAAAAAAAAAUUUUGUGGGUUUGUUUACGAAACUGAAAACUGCCAUCCCCUUCUCCUACGCUGAUAUUUUCACUUUCUGCCAUUACUGUGACACUCUGAGCUCAACUACGAUAUGGCAUUUUCACUUUCUGCCAUUUUGUCCCUUAGUGCUGCUGUUUUCUCCGUCUCGCGUGAUGGCUUCACUCUGUCUUUGAUCAUUUGAUAAUUUAUUUUGAAUAUUUGCCAGCAACCCACGAUGAAAAUCUUAAGCGGUAACAUUGUUAAUGACAGAUUUCAAUUUUCUUUUGUUCUGCAACAAAGAGGGACUAAAGUUUUCUG
This is a messenger RNA of Malania oleifera, 1722 nucleotides long. RefSeq lists its product as uncharacterized. Lineage: Eukaryota; Viridiplantae; Streptophyta; Magnoliopsida; Santalales; Ximeniaceae. The record is from RefSeq and is a predicted model, not a curated record. Gene Ontology annotation, molecular function: DNA-binding transcription factor activity; protein dimerization activity. Gene Ontology annotation, biological process: regulation of DNA-templated transcription. The transcript has a single exon. Bases 24 to 1166 code for a protein of 380 amino acids.